Molecule: messenger RNA, 2565 nt
Organism: Dendroctonus ponderosae (mountain pine beetle)
Lineage: Eukaryota; Metazoa; Arthropoda; Insecta; Coleoptera; Curculionidae
Gene: Axud1
Exons: 6
Coding region: 291-2417 (708 amino acids)
Biological process (GO): regulation of transcription by RNA polymerase II
Cellular component (GO): nucleus
Molecular function (GO): sequence-specific DNA binding; DNA-binding transcription factor activity, RNA polymerase II-specific
Source: RefSeq, a predicted model, not a curated record
CUGUGGAUGGUGGAAUUGGUGGAUGUCAGUGUAAAGUUAAACUGCUACUCUAACUUGGACUCAAUCGGUACAAUGAACUUAACAUCGCUGGGAAAUAAAAGAGAAUCAGAAAAAUUCGCUCUAUAAACAAAAGAAAGGUCGUUGGCAACGCUGGUCUCAUGUGCAUUUUUAUUAGUAAGUGUCGCGACGGUAAAUUAGUGUUUUAGUGUUUAGUUGGGAUAAUAUAUGGAUUAGAUUGAUGCAGAUCAAAAUGGCCUACAGAAAGCUACACAAAAAAUCAACUUGGCAAAAUGGGAGCUUCAGAAUCUAGUAGUACAGCUGAAGGAAAAGAAGUGAGAUCAAUUCAGGAGUCAUCGAGAUUAAAAACUGUGACAAUGGAUGUUCCGAAAGAGUCAAACGAUGGAACGGUCACUGAGAACGCCAUUCAGAAAGAAGAAAUUGUUAGUCUGAACGACGAAGAAGAUUCCAUUACGGAAAGUUUGCCAGCCACUGAAGAACUUACAGGGGAGCCGCAAGAUCGGUCAGACGGCUCUGAUUCUGGUCUAGGAUCAGAAAUAGCUGAAGAACGGGCAGAUGUUCCUCAAGCCACUACGUUUGGGGAAAGCGACAGCGACACUUCAUUUGAUCGCAUAAAUAAAGCGUCAUCAUCAAAUCAUGGCGGAGAGGACGAAACCAGUCCGCCAGUCCAUCCACUGGAGAUAAACCUUGAUAAAAAACCGACAAAAAGCAGUCUUAAACGGAAAAUAUCCACGGACGACGAAGGAACUCCUGCCAAAGUGAAGAAAAAACGAGGAAUCAGUUUCGAUAGUGUUACCGUAUUUUAUUUUCCACGAACUCAAGGCUUUACUUGCGUUCCGUCUCAAGGAGGAUCUACAUUGGGAAUGAGCUCGCACCAUUCCCAAGUCAGAAAGUUUUCUCUAUUGGAGCAUGCAAACGAACAACGCAGGAUACAUCGACAACUUCUUCAACAACUAAAAUCUGAACGAAAUGUGUCCGGUGCCCCCGCUGCUUCAUCCAGCGAAGAAAGUGAUAGUGAAGCUGAAAUAAGUGAUACGUCAGAAUCUGAAAUGGACUUGGAUAACUUUUACUUUCUUCAACCCGUACCAGCUCGACAAAGAAGAAUUCUUCUGAGAGCAGCAGGUGUAAGAAAGAUAGAUUCGCUCGAAAAGGAUGAAUGUAGAACGAUUCGUUCUUCUCGCGAAUUCUGUGGCUGUGGAUGUAAAGGUUACUGUGAUCCGGAUACUUGUUCGUGUAGUCAAGCCGGCAUUAAAUGCCAGGUUGAUCGAUUGAAUUUCCCAUGUGGUUGUACGAGAGAUAAUUGUGGAAACUCGACCGGUCGAAUUGAGUUCAAUCCCGUGAGGGUGCGAACUCACUUUAUCCAUACUCUGAUGAGACUAGAACUUGAGAAAAAAGAUGAAGAAGACAUGCGAGGAAAGAAAGAGCUCACGUGGAUUGCCAACGAACGACUCAUGUCCCACUAUCAUAAAGAAGGCCAUCAGUCGCAACAGCAAUAUAAACUAGAUGUAAAUAAAUGUAGCGGUAGUUUACUCAGAGACAUAAGCUUAGGUGCCCACAUAGAAGUAGAAAAUUGUGUACAUAAUGGCAGCUUUACUAAUCUGCAUUACGGUGCUCCAGGUGAGGGGCCUGGAUCCUUUUGGUACAGCCCUUCAGCAUCCCUUUCCGAACUUCCAGCACGCGAAGAUUCAUUAGAUCUGUACACUUUCCGAGAAAAUUGGUAUGGCGAAUCAAAUGGGGCCGACAAGAACGAAAGACACCACCAACAACAGCAAUAUGCACCCCACACGGCGUCGAUGUCUUCGAGCAGCAGCAGCGGCCACCAGGGUUUUCCAAUCGACCCCCGUUUUGCCGAGCAGGCGCACGGACCCUCUCAGCACGGCCCGCUUGUCAGCGCCGCCCUGCCCACGAUUCCCUUCGCCCCCGGCACGUCCACCAGCACCCCCCCGAUCAAUCAGUACGCGCAGAUGCACCCUGCCGGUUUCAGCGAAAUUACGGGGGUUGAAUUUUUCAACCCCUACCCGACCAACUAUGCUGAAAGCUUCCAACAAGCUCCACCGUCAUCUUUCAAUCAGUUCUCCAACGAAAAUUAUCAUCCAUCACCAGAAUCAAAAGAGAACCAAUACACCGACUUGCAUACAGUGGGGGCCAACUCUAGAUUAGAAUCGAUUUGCGAUCAUCUGCUGUUAAAUAAUCGUUACAACUAUGCUGGUUACGAGGAAUCAAAUAGUUUCACUGCGCUGAGUACUGACGAAGCCACUCAGGACUGCACUGAGACACCGGAAUCACAUCCGACAGAUGCUGAGAAUACUACCACCAGCAGCGUAGACAAAUCGAAGGAAUCCGAUGAGAAUUUCGGCGAAAUUAUUAUGAAGUCAAUGGUGGAAACCGUGUCAGCAUAAAAAAUAUUCUAAAUAUGCUAUUAUAAAGUUUUAUGAUUACGUUUAAUACAUAAAAUACGUAUUAAUAAGGAAAUGUAUAUGGUUUAUAUACAAAAGUAGCAAAAUUUGACAAAACGUUUUAAAAAUAAAUGUUGUGCGAAAUAUGUAA